This is a messenger RNA of Coregonus sp. 'balchen', 880 nucleotides long. Lineage: Eukaryota; Metazoa; Chordata; Actinopteri; Salmoniformes; Salmonidae. The record is from the annotation of a GenBank genome assembly.
AUGGUCCCACAACAACCACAGCUGAACCCACAACAACCACAGCUGCUCCCACAACAACCACAGCUGAUCCCACAACUACCACAGCUGUUCCAACAACAACCACAGCUGAUCCAACAACAACCACAGCUGCUCCCACAACAACCACAACUGUUCCCACAACAACCACAUCUACUCCAACAGCAAUCACAGCUGCUCCCACAACAACCGCAGCUGCUACCACAACAACCUCAGCUACUCCCACAACAACCACAGCUGCUCCCUCAGCAAAUACAGCUACUCCCACUACAAACACAGCUGUUCCAAAAACAACAGCUGAUCCUAUAACAACCACAGCUGAUCCCACAACAACCACAGCUGCUCCCACAACAACCACAGCUGAUCCCACAACAACCACAGCUGAUCCCACAACAACCACAGCUGAUCCCUUAAAAACAACAGCUGAUCCCACAACAAACACAGCUGCUCCUACAACAACCACAGCUGCUCCCACAACUACCACAGCUGUUCAAACAACAACCACAGCUGAACCCACAACAACCACAGCUGCUCCCACAACAACCACAGCUGAUCCCAAAACUACCACAGCUGUUCCAACAACAACCAUAGCUGAUCCCACAACAACCACAGCUGCUCCCACAACAACCACAGAUUAUCCCACAACUACCACAGCUGUUCCAACAACAACCACAGCUGAUCCAACAACAACCACAGCUGCUCCCACAACAACCACAGCUGUUCCCACAACAACCACAUCUACUCCCACAGCAACCACAGCUGCUCCCACAACAACCUCAGCUACUCCCACAACAACCACAGCUGCUCCCUCAGCAACUACAGCUACUCCCACUACAACCACAGCUGUUCCAAAAACAACAGAUGA